Anopheles bellator is the source of this 3623-nucleotide messenger RNA. It is a transcript of the gene Ctr9, whose product is annotated as RNA polymerase-associated protein CTR9 homolog. Gene Ontology annotation, cellular component: Cdc73/Paf1 complex. The record is from RefSeq and is a predicted model, not a curated record. The transcript has 5 exons. Gene Ontology annotation, molecular function: RNA polymerase II complex binding. NCBI's taxonomy places the organism in Eukaryota, Metazoa, Arthropoda, Insecta, Diptera, Culicidae. Gene Ontology annotation, biological process: regulation of DNA-templated transcription. Bases 1 to 3474 code for a protein of 1157 amino acids.
AUGGCUGCACCGAUCGAAAUCCCGCUCAGGGAUACGGACGAGGUCAUCGAGCUCGAUCCGGAACAACUUCCCGAAGGCGAAGAGGUGCUCGGCAUCUUGAGACAGGAGCGUUCACUUUUAAACACCUGGGUCACAGUGGCGCUGGCGUAUUACAAGCAAAACAAAACCGAUGACUUUAUUAAGAUCUUGGAAGCUUCGCGGGUUGACGCGAACAUCAACUAUCGCGACUUUGAAAAGGACCAAAUGCGAGCGUACGAUAUGCUGGCCGCGUACUACGUGCAGGAGGCAAACCGUGAGAAGUCGAAGGACAAAAAACGUGAACUCUUCAUGAAGGCCACCCUCCUCUACACGACCGCCGACAAGAUCAUAAUGUACGACCAAAACCAUCUUCUGGGUCGGGCGUACUUUUGCUUGCUGGAGGGGGACAAAAUGGACCAAGCCGAUGCGCAGUUUAACUUCGUGCUCAACCAGUCGCCGUCUAAUAUUCCGUCGCUGCUCGGCAAGGCUUGUAUCGCUUUCAACAAGAAAGACUACCGCGGUGCGCUCGCUUUCUAUAAGAAGGCCCUUCGUACCAACCCAAACUGCCCGGCGGCGGUACGUUUGGGCAUGGGGCAUUGCUUUCUGAAGCUGAACAACCAGGAAAAGGCGAAGUUGGCGUUUCAACGGGCACUGGAUCUCGAGCCGCAGUGCGUUGGAGCGCUGGUGGGGCUUGCCAUUUUGAAACUGAAUCUCCACGAACCCGACUCAAACCGGAUGGGAGUGCAGAUGUUGUCCAAGGCGUACACCAUUGAUUCGUCGAACCCGAUGGUGCUGAAUCAUUUGGCGAACCAUUUCUUCUUCAAAAAAGACUAUAACAAGGUGCAGCAUCUGGCGCUACAUGCGUUCCACAACACGGAAAACGAAGCAAUGCGAGCGGAAAGCUGUUACCAGUUGGCGCGGGCCUUUCAUGUGCAACACGACUACGACCAGGCUUUCCAGUACUACUACCAAUCGACGCAGUUCGCCCCGGCAAAUUUCGUACUGCCACAUUUCGGUCUUGGCCAGAUGUACAUCUAUCGGGGCGAUUCUGAAAACGCCGCCCAGUGCUUCGAGAAAGUACUCAAAGCCCAACCAGGCAACUACGAAACGAUGAAGAUUCUUGGCUCGCUGUACGCCACCUCGUCCUCCCAGUCGAAACGUGAUAUUGCCAAAACCCACCUUAGGAAGGUGACCGACCAGCUGCCGGAAGAUGUCGAGGCGUGGAUUGAGUUGGCACAAAUUCUUGAGCAAAACGACCCCAACGGAUCCCUACAGGCGUACGGUACGGCGACGAGCAUUCUUACCGAGAAGGUAAACGCAGAUAUACCGCCCGAGAUCCUGAACAAUGUGGCCGCGCUCAACUAUCGGCUAGGCUUUCUGGACGAGGCCAUGGCCAAGCUGGAGCAAGCGAUUGAGUGUGCUAAAGCAGAAGCACAGCACGAUGCUCAGUACUACGAUUCGAUCUCCGUUUCGAUGACCUACAAUCUUGCCCGUCUCUACGAAGCGAUGGCUGUGUUCGAUAAGGCGGACAAGCUGUACAAAGACAUUCUGAAGGAGCACCCGAACUACAUCGACUGCUAUCUUCGGCUCGGGUGUAUGGCCCGUGACAAGGGUUUGAUUUUUGUGGCAUCCGAUUUCUUCAAGGACGCUCUGAAAAUUAACAUGGAAAACCCGGACACACGAUCUUUGCUCGGCAAUCUGCAUCUUGCCAAGAUGCAGUGGACGCUCGGUCAGAAGAAUUUCGAAACGAUUCUCAAAAAUCCGGCCACUUCGAGUGAUGCUUAUUCACUGAUCGCCCUCGGUAACUUCUGGCUUCAGAGCUUACACCAACCGAACCGCGACAAGGAGAAGGAGAAGAAACACCAAGAGAAAGCACUGGCCAUCUACAAACAGGUGCUGCGUAACGAUCCGAAGAACAUCUGGGCAGCUAACGGAAUCGGAGCAGUACUGGCCCACCGGGGCUGCAUCAUCGAGGCGCGUGAUAUUUUCGCACAAGUGCGCGAAGCAACGGCCGAUUUCUGUGACGUAUGGAUUAACAUUGCGCACAUCUACGUGGAGCAGAAGCAGUACGUUAGCGCCAUCCAGAUGUACGAGAACUGUCUGAAGAAGUUCUACCGUCACAACAACGUCGAGGUGAUGCAGUAUCUGGCCCGGGCCUACUUUCGCGGUGGCCGGCUGAAGGAGGCAAAAAUGACACUGCUGAAAGCCCGACGUGUCGCCCCGCAGGACACGGUGCUGCUGUUUAACAUAGCGUUGGUCUUGCAGCGACUGGCAACGUUCGUGUUGCGCGACGAAAAGUCGGUAUUGAGUGUUGUCUUGCAGGCGGUCCAUGAGUUGGGAUUGGCACACAAGUACUUCACCUAUCUGGCGGUGCACGGUGACAAGACUCGCUACAACAUCGCGCUUGCCGAGGGUGAGGCAAACCAGUGCCAGGAUCUGCUACAGCAGGCACAGUACCACGUGUCACGGGCACGCAAGAUCGACGAAGAGGAACGUUUGCUGCGACAGAAGCAGGAACUGGAGCGGGAAGAAUUCAAGCGCCGACAAGCGGACGAGAGGCGCAAAAUGGAAGAGAUGCGCCGGAAGGCCCACGAGGAGAUGCUCCAGAAGCGGCAGGAGUACAAGGAGAAGACCAAGGGGGCACUAUUUUUCGCGGAACCACCACCGGAAGUGAAGAAGAAGCCAGGCGGUGGCCGAGGACGCAAGGACUACAUUUCGGACUCGGACGUGAGUGGCGGCGAGGGUGCGAUGGGUGGAAGCGGUGGCGAGGAGCGCAGGCGAAAGGUUGAGAAGGGCGAGAAGAAGGGUCGCAAGUCUACGGGCGGCAAUCGUAAGCGGAAGGAGAAGGCGCCGGCGAGUGAUUCGGAGAGCGAUGGAGAGGAUGAUGGCGGUAGGAAGCGCAGGAAGAAGGGCGCCGGAGCCGGGGCGAGCCAAAAGAAGCGGCAAAGGGCGGACGAAGGGUUGUCGCAGAAACAGAAGAGCCGCAUUCUUUCCAAGGCCACCGUCUCGACAAGCGAAUCCGAUAGCGAUCGUAGUCGUGGGUCGGGCCGCCGCUCGCGUUCCAAGUCACGCUCUGGAUCAAGAUCACGGUCAAGAUCGGGUAGUGGUUCUAGAUCGCGUAGCCGGUCGAAGUCUGGCAGCCGUGGACGUAGCGGAAGUCGUCACAGUGGAAGCCGCAGUCGUAGUGGCAGUCGUCACAGUGGAAGUCGUCACAGUGGAAGCCGCAGCCGCAGCGGAAGUCGCCAUAGUGGAAGCCACAGCCGCAGCCGCAGCGGAAGUCGCCAUAGUGGAAGCCGUAGUCGUAGCGGAAGUCGCGCGCAUGGAGGGUCCCGUUCCCGGAGCCAAUCGCGGUCCAGAUCUCGGUCCGGAUCUCGAUCGAGAUCCCGAUCGGGGUCGGGUAGCCGGCAAGCAUCGCCGAUUUCCCGUAAAUCGGUAUCUGGCUCGGAGUCGGAGUGAGUGUCAGGGAGUUGAGUUAGAGCUUAGGGCAACAGAUGUGUCCUUUCUAGGUUAUCAUAAGUUACGGAUCGAUUCUUGUUAACGAAUCGAUGAAUGACCUGCAUGAAUUAUUUCGAUUGUUCCAACGGUAUGAGAAUUUGUGGUCACUU